Molecule: messenger RNA, 1163 nt
Organism: Salvia hispanica
Lineage: Eukaryota; Viridiplantae; Streptophyta; Magnoliopsida; Lamiales; Lamiaceae
Source: RefSeq, a predicted model, not a curated record
CCCAACUUUUUAUGUUUCCAUUCCUCCUCAAAGAGCCUCCCUUCUUUCAUAUUCUCCACUUUUAAUUUCCUUUCCUCCUAAUUUUCGAUUUCUGCGGAAAAAGGGAAAAGUUUUUGAGUUCCCAUUUCCCUCCCCUGUUUUCUGUUCUUGAAAUCUAAAAAAAAUGAACAUAACCAAUCAAAACCCUCCAUUUUUCACUGAAAACCAUGAUUCCAACAUCGGAUCAUACCUCUCGCAGCUCAUUCUAAGCAGUAAUUCAAACACCAUUGAUUCAAUAUUCUCAAAGUGUUACGAAGCGGGCCCUGUUUUGGGGCCGGUGGGAUCGUCCGUGUACCUCCAGCAGAGGGAUUUGAUGAUCAACCAAUUUUCCCGCGAGAGCGCCGCGAUUUCGAGAAUCGGGGCGAGAAGCGGGAAGCUGUACAGAGGGGUGCGGCAGCGACAAUGGGGGAAGUGGGUGGCGGAGAUACGGCUGCCGCAGAACAGGAUGCGCGUGUGGCUCGGCACCUACGACUCGCCCGAGGCCGCCGCCUACGCCUACGACCGGGCGGCCUACAAGCUGCGGGCCGAGUACGCCCGCCUCAACUUCCCCAACCUCCGCGACCCGGCCCGCCUCGGCCUCGGGGACGCCCCGCGCCUCGAGGCGCUGGGGAGAGCCGUCGACGCCAAAAUCGAGGCCGUGUGGCGGAAGGUCAAGAGAGAGAAAAAGGCCCGCCGGGAUGCCGGGAAAUUGGCGGGAAAGAGUGGCGGAGAUUGUGGUGGGAAGAAAAGUGAGUCUUCGGGAGCGACGGAAGAGGGCUGUGGGGCUAGUGCUGUUGGCGAGGGGUCGUCGGGGUCUGUGGCCGUGUCGUACGAGUGGUGCUCGGGGGCAGAGGAGGUCGCGGUGUCGGAGAUGGAGGGAUGCUUGCUUGCUAGGGUGCCGUCGUUUGACCCGGAGUUAAUAUGGGAAGUUCUUGCAAAUUAGUCACAAUAUGAAUCUCCAUCUAGUAAUUAGGAAUGUUGUUAAUAGUUAUGUAUUCAAGAAAUUUGGAUGAGAAGCUUUAUCCAUCUGGUUUUUAUACAAGGAUGGAGCAUUAUAUAUGCUUCUGAUAUGAAAUUGUAUGACGUUUAACUUGGUUGCUAUUAUGUGUUACAAAAUCUUGACUGAGAAUUAUUGUUGCAAGCUA